Molecule: messenger RNA, 1581 nt
Organism: Aspergillus candidus
Lineage: Eukaryota; Fungi; Ascomycota; Eurotiomycetes; Eurotiales; Aspergillaceae
Product: sugar porter family MFS transporter
Exons: 4
Coding region: 1-1581 (526 amino acids)
Biological process (GO): transmembrane transport; carbohydrate transport
Cellular component (GO): membrane
Molecular function (GO): carbohydrate:proton symporter activity
Source: RefSeq, a predicted model, not a curated record
AUGCCGUUUCUAUUAAAUAAACCAGCAGAUGCGGUAGGCUCUGCCACCCCAGCUAUUGCCAUCGGCUUGUUCGCGGCAUUUGGGGGUCUACUAUUCGGCUAUGAUACGGGCACGAUCAGUGGAAUCCUGGCCAUGAAAUACUGGCGAGGGCUCUUCUCCACCGGCUACGUCAACCCGAAAGACAACUUCCCCGAUGUGACCUCUUCCCAGUCCUCGAUGAUUGUAUCCUUGCUGUCAGCGGGCACGUUCUUCGGUGCGCUGACGGCCGCUCCUGUUGCGGAUCAUUUCGGUCGACGGUGGGGUAUGAUCAUUGACUCGGUGGUCUUUUCGUUCGGCGUGGUUCUGCAGACCGUGGCUACUUCAAUCCCGCUGUUCGUUGCGGGAAGAUUCUUUGCUGGCUACGGGGUUGGUCUUCUUUCUGCCACCAUUCCUCUUUACCAGUCUGAAACAGCCCCCAAGUGGAUCCGAGGAACCAUCGUCGGCGCUUAUCAGCUAGCAAUCACCAUCGGACUGCUGAUCGCGGCCAUCGUCAACAAUGGAACCAAGGAUCGCAUGGACACCGGGAGCUACCGCAUCCCCGUUGCCCUUCAAUUUGCCUGGGCUAUCAUCCUCGUCGCUGGGAUGUUGAUGCUUCCAGAAACCCCCCGCUUCCUCAUCAAGAAAGACAAGCAUGAGAUGGCCGCCAAAUCCCUGGCUCGCCUCCGGAGAAUGGACGUCAAUGAAUCUGUCGUCGUGGAGGAGCUGGCCGAGAUCCAGGCCAACCAUGAGUACGAACUCAGUCUGGGCCAGGCCAGCUACAUGGAAAUUUUCCGUGGCACCUUGGGGAAGCGUCUGGCGACCGGGUGUGGUGUCCAAGCCUUGCAGCAGCUAGCCGGCUGUAAUUUCAUUUUUUACUACGGCACCCACUUCUUCCAAGCCUCCGGCAUCCAGAACGCCUUCACCAUCCAACUCAUCACCAACAUCGUCAACGUGUGCUCGACCUUCCCAGGUCUCUACAUGGUUGAGCGCUGGGGCCGGCGACCGCUUCUCCUCUAUGGCGCAGCCGGCAUGUGCGUCUCGCAGCUCAUUGUCGCCAUAGUCGGCACGGCAACCUCAUCAGACGUGGCCAACAAAGUCCUGAUCGCUUUUGUUUGCGUGUAUAUCUUCUUCUUCGCCAGCAGCUGGGGCCCUUGCGGGUGGGUCGUCACGGGCGAGCUGUUCCCGCUCAAGGCGCGCGCCAGGUGUCUAUCGAUCACCACGGCCACGAAUUGGCUUCUCAACUGGGCUAUCGCCUACUCCACGCCCUACUUGGUGGAUGCAGGUCCUGGCAAUGCCAAUCUCCAAUCCAAGGUGUUUUUCAUCUGGGGCGGUUUCUGCUUCCUGGCCGUUAUCUUUGUCUACACGUCGAUCUACGAAACGAAAGGGCUUAGUCUCGAGGAGGUGGAUGAGCUUUAUGCGAAAGUCACUUCGGCGUGGCAUUCGCCUGGUUUUAAGCCCUCGUCGAAUUUCAUAGAUGCGCUGGAUCAUAGGUCGAAGCUGGAUACGUUGGAGGAGGAGGAUUCCCAAGUGAAAAGUGAUAUGGAACACACGGAGAAGGCUUAA